Messenger RNA from Ctenocephalides felis (cat flea), 420 nucleotides. RefSeq lists its product as uncharacterized. NCBI's taxonomy places the organism in Eukaryota, Metazoa, Arthropoda, Insecta, Siphonaptera, Pulicidae. The transcript has a single exon. The record is from RefSeq and is a predicted model, not a curated record. Bases 1 to 420 code for a protein of 139 amino acids.
AUGCAGGAGCACUUGCGAUUAGCUAUGAAGGGUGAUAUUUCAGACCACUCAGCUUCUGUUCAUCGAUGGAAAAUUCUAACCGAUCACUUGGGACUAUAUACUAUAAAAAAGCACAGUGACACUCAUUGGGAAGCAAGAAUAAGUAGUGUUAAAGCAGUCCGUCAUCAAGUUAGUACUAUCCAUGAUGCUUUGAUUACUUUGGCUCUUAAAACUCAGAAAACUGAUGUUCAAAUGUUUCAUGAGGCUACUACCGUAGCCGAACAACUAAAAGAUUUCAGCUUCAUAGUUUCAUUGGUUGCUUGGUAUGACAUACUUAAUCAAAUAAAUGUUGUAAGUAAAUCUCUACAGUCAACAGAUAUGUACACAAAUGUUGAAAAAAUGCUGAAAUUUUUUGGAAGACUACAGAAAUACGGGCUUUAA